GCGGAUCUUUCGAAGAUUAGGAUGGCAUUUCAACCAGAUACAAAACUCAGAAAAAAAGCGAAGUUGUGACCAUGAAACCAUCAAAACAGAAAACACUUUUCCAGAGCUGGGGUCCUCGAAAAACAGAUUCUCAAAAUAAGCCUGAUAUACUGAAUAAGAGCAAUGCUAGAGAGGCCACUCCUGCUGCAGCCAGCACUGAGGACGUGAUUGAUCUAUGUGGGAGCUUUGAUGAUGAUGACGAUGAGCUUUUAUGUGAAGCUGAGGAAUCACUCGCUAUAACGCACAUCGCUGAGCCUGGACCAAGUACUUGGAAUGGGAGGAAGAUUGGUGGCACAUCCAGUUCUAUCAGUAUUAACAAUCAAAAGGAAGACAGUGGCCACAAUGAAGCUGGGCAACAGGGUGAACAUGAUGGAAAUAUCUCGUUGGGUGUUGAUGGUUUUGGGUGUAGUCAGAUAUCCGCCACCCAGGCUGCAGACCUGCCAGGGUAUGACAGGACAGCGGGCAAGUUGUGGAUCUACCCAACCAACUACCCAGUGCGAGACUACCAGUUCAACAUCUCGCAGCAAGCUCUAUACAAAAACACCAUGGUUACCCUCCCUACUGGCCUCGGAAAGACUUUCAUUGCAGCGGUGGUGAUGUACAAUUUCUAUCGCUGGUAUCCACAGGGUAAGGUGAUCUUCAUGGCCCCUACAAAGCCCCUGGUGGCCCAGCAGAUAGAGGCCUGUUACAACAUCAUGGGCAUUCCACAGGACCACACUGCUGAAAUGACUGGUAGUAUGGGUCCGAGUAAACGUGAGAGGGCGUGGCAGGAGAAGCGUGUCUACUUCCUGACUCCCCAGGUGCUCACUAACGACCUAAGUAGGGGGUCUUGCCCUGCCAAUCUUGUCCGCUGUCUCGUUAUAGAUGAGGCUCACAAAGCUCUGGGAAACCACGCCUACUGCCAGGUGGUGCGAGAGUUGGUCAAGUACAGUCAGAUGUUCCGAGUUCUUGCCCUCAGUGCCACCCCUGGCAGUGAUAUCAAGGCUGUACAGCAAGUGUUGACGAACUUAUUGAUCUCCCACAUUGAGAUUCGUACAGAAGAGAGCCUGGACAUUCAGCGAUACUCCCACGAGAGGAGGGUUGAGAAAGUGGUUCUACCACUUGGUGAUGAACUCACACAGGUCAAGGGGAAGUACAUACAGAUAAUGGACGUGGUAGUGGGCCGACUGAAGCGACAGGGCGUCUUGUACCAGCGGGAAACCACCAGUUUUUCAAAGUUCCUUAUUCUUAAAGCACGGGAACAGUUCAGACAGGAUCCACCAGAAAGACUACCUCGCACCCAGUAUGGUGUAGUAGAGGGUGACUUUGCUCUUGCCAUGAGUCUUUAUCACGGGUAUGAGCUACUGCAGCUCCACGGGUCUCGGUCCCUGUACAAUUUCCUGGAGGGGAUACUCACUGGCGAGAAGUCGUACGGACGGACACGUACCGAGUUGAUGCGAAACGGGGACUUUGUUUCCCUUAUGGAGAUGCUGGCUUCUAAAUACAAGACUCCUGAAGGCCUUACAUUAAGCCAAGUGGAGAAAAGGCCACAGACUGUUGGUCAUCCCAAGAUGGAGAAACUGCAGGAAAUUGUGCUGGACCACUUCAGCAAGCAUACUGAUGCUCCAUCCAGAGUGAUGAUAUUCUCGCAAUACAGAGACAGUGUCCAAGAGAUUACAGCAAUGCUUCAUCGACAUCGACCCAUGGUGAUGGUUAUGUCUUUUAUCGGCCAGGCCAGCACCGGAAAAAACACCAAGGGAUUCACUCAGAAAGAACAGCUCCAGGUUAUGAAGAAGUUCCGCGAGGGAGGGUACAACACUCUUGUGUCCACUUGUGUCGGUGAGGAGGGACUCGAUAUUGGGGACGUUGACCUCAUUAUCUGCUUCGACGCACACAAGUCCCCGAUACGUCUCGUACAGAGGAUGGGUCGCACAGGAAGGAAACGUGAGGGCAGGAUCUUCAUGCUCGUCACUCAGGGCAAAGAAGAGCAGAUCUACAAUCAGAGUCAGUACUCCAAGAGGAGCAUUCACAAGGCGAUCCUGAAUGGGGCACGAUCCCUCCAUUUCUACCAACACUCACCCCGCAUGGUGCCCGACUCCCACGUGCCUCAGUGUCAUAAGAUGCACAUCACUGUGCGUGAUGCUUUCAAACCAGUCAAGAAGAUUGCACCUGAUAAGACAGAUCAUAAUCAGAGCAAGAUUACUUCAAUGUUAGGAGAAGGUAGCAAGGCUGUUGUCCAGGAGGGUGACGGGGGUAUCAGCCUUGCUGAGUUCCGAGAGUUGGAGCCCUGGCUGGUACCAGAUUCACAACUUCCUGUACUGCCGACUCCCAGCUUGAUGUGCCUGCCUGGGAGCCAACAGCUUACAGAGCCCCAAUCAGGAGGCCGUCUGCUGUCGCUGUCUGACUGGAGCCCCUGGCAGACAACUCUGCAGGAGACAGGAAGGACGGGGCACAGCAUGCAGGCACAACAUCUCGUGCAGCUCAUGGAGUUUGUUCAGCUUCAACAGUCCCUGGACCCUGAUGAUGACCCCUAUGGCCUGGAAAUGGCUGCCUAUCUCAACGAAGACGACAUUGUAAAGGAGAGGGAGACAGUUGCCCCAGGAUCCAUAUUGAAAUACUGCAUACCAAGCACAGGGAAGAAAGCUGUGAAGUCAAAGAAGAAGCGUGGGCAGGGAAAGUUCAAGAGCAGACUUAGUGCCGUCUUACCUAAAAUGGCUAAAACAGAUGAGGAAGAUUCAGAUAUGGAGUUACCAGAGUUUAACGUGAACAAAACCACUGGGGGAAGAAAUGUUGGAAAACCUCGACCUGGUACUCUCAGUGUAAAUGAUGACUCUUCAGAUGAGCUACCUGCUUUAGAUGAUGAUAAUGACAGUGGUGUUGAAAACAGCAUUGGAGGGAAUGAUGGUGAAAGAGAAGAAACAGCAGUUGAGCUGUCUGAUAAUGAUGAAGUUGAUGGUGAAAUAACAUCCAAGCCAAAACCAUUGCCAAAGGAGAAAGGUCAUGAUACAGGAAGAAAAGUAAUUAAGAGCAAAGCAAAGUCACUGGAGAGAAAGAUGAAUGAAACUAAGUUAAGGAAAAGAAAGAAGAGUAGACAUAGUAGUGGUCAUAGAUCUAUUGUUGAACUGAUAGCAGAUAGUGAUUCAAAUGAUUUUGAUAAUAUAGCAGAGGAAUAUGUUACAUUUGCUGAUGAACUACAGGAAAUCAAUGAACACUCAAUUAGUCCAAAGAAAAUGGAAAUAUCUCUUGUAGAGGAACAUGAUGAUAGCAUAAUGGAAGUAGAAACAGACUGUGCAUUAGAAAACUCAUUAGAAGAUUUAAUAGAGGGCUCGAUAAGAAUUAGAACUCCUCCUCCAGUAGAGGAAGCGAUUAAAUUGUGUAAGGCUCUGAAUGAAGAAACUGGGAAAAUAAAGGUGGACCUACUAGCCCUUGUAGAGGAGUGGCACAGGGAAAACGCUGAUGGCAAAUACAUUGUGUACCCUGUUUGGUACAGUAAGAAAUAUCACAGAGAUUCUGGCAUCCACGAGGAAACACCACCGGCUGAAAGAAAUGCAAGAAAAUUAUCAGUGCCCAAUCAAGAUUUGUCUGUAAACACUUCAUUGGGUGUUAUGGAAGACAGUUCACCAUUGGAAAAUGUCAACAACAAUGAAAACACUGUGGAAAUAUUAGGUAGUAAAAGUAAAAAAAGUAAAAUAAGUAUAGGUGACAGUAAUACUAAGGAAGAUUUGGCAACAAAUAAAACAGAGAAAGCUAGUGCUUUAAUGAAGAAAAGGAGACUAUUUAAAUCUCCACAAGCCACCAAUCUUACAAAAUCACCAAAUGGAAGUUCUCCAGAGUCGACCAACAGUAGGGAUUCCUCAAACUUAUCAGUUACCGAUAAUGAAGAUUUACAAGCUAUAGUGUCCGAAAGUCAUACUAAAUGCAUAAAUAGCCAAAGUUCAAGGUCAAAUGAACAAAACACUGAAGACAUCAAUAAAGAUCAAAAGAAAAGCCAACGUAAAGAUGCCCUAUCUAAUGAGCUUGAUAAUGACAAUCUUAAAGUCAAUGAUGAUGAAGAUAUGUGGAUGAAUACUGGAAGUUUUGCUCUUGACUUGGAUAUGGAUGAGAUGGAAGAAAAGGAAGACGAAUUGAUGCAGAUAUUUGAUGAGGAAAACAGUCCAGUAUUUUCUUCCUCUGUGAAAAAAUCCAAAAAUUCAGAUGCAACUGAUAGUGUUAGUAAGAAUAAUCAAGGAAUGGCUAGUGCUACAAACACAGUUCAAGACAUUAAUGAAUUGUCAGAAAAUAAGAAAAUUCAGUCAUUGUUUGAUUUUUGUGAGAAAGAUGACCUUCAGUCAACCUUUGAGUCAGAAACGGAUAAAAAUGAUGAACUACCAUUAGCUAAACCAUUCACAGAAACUGUGCCUAAAUCAUUUGAAUUUGAUUCUUGGCCUCAUGAUGAUAUUGAUGAUGAUAUCUUUGAUGGUAUCAAAACACCUGCUGUUUCAAAAGCUAACACAACAAGCACUCAGAUAACAUUUACCCAGGCCUUACACUUUGUUGCUGGAAGCACAUCAUCAGGAUCAGAGUCAUUAGUAGAUGGGCAUUCACAUCCAGGAGAGCCAUUGAACAGUCACACGUAUUCUGGAAUGUCAGAGGAUAUGAUGGGAGAUCAUGAACAAGGAUUUAAUUUUCAAGAAAAUAUUGUUAAGGCUGGACCUUGUUUAAGUGAGAAAAGUCGUAGCAAAUCGGGGUCAGAUAAUUGUGCUAGUGCAAAGUCAUUGUCCAAUACAUUACUAGAAGGAAACAGUGACUCUUCAGAGUUGCAAGAGGAGAUCGAAAAUAGUGUGCAAUGUGCUGAAAAGAACAAAGAAUUUAACAAACUGGAUAGUGCGCUGGACAAUCCUGUUCAGAAGCCGAAAUCACUGGUUAGAAAAUCUUCCUCUUCAUCAUCAGAUGGUGUUGAAAUGCCAGAAUUUGACCUUGGCUUUGACCUUGAUGAAGAUAUUAUACCCCCUUCUCCUGAUAUGAAAGUUUCGCAGUCCCAGAAAUCAAUUCGUCUGAGCCAGGCAUUUAAUCUGAGUAGCAGGCUCAGUCAGAGUAGGCCAGCUAAAGGUGAAUCAGUCAUUGAACAGAUACAGAAGUCAGGAGCCAAACUUGGAACAGGAUCUGAGAAUCAAAAACCUGGUUCCGUAAAAGGUUUUCCAAAGAGUAGAAAGUCUUUAAAACUGGCCAGUAUUGAUGUUCAGGACAAAAUUGAGGAAUGUGAAGAAGAAUCGCAGUCUCUGCUCUCUGACAGUGAUAGUUUAAAUUGCAAACUAAUUGGUAACUCGAAGAAAAAUAAAUCUGAAAACAAAAAGAAGACUGACCUUCAGAGUAUUCCAGAAAAUAGAUUGUCUGUGGAUGUUGGACAUGAAAAUGAAAGUUAUAUACCUGCAAAAGAAAUUAAAGCCAAAAAAGACAUAGAAAACAAAGGCAAGAUUGAGGUAUCUGAACCAGUUGAACAAAAAUUUAAUUUAUCCUUUGAUUUGUUAGACACAGAUUUGGAUGACUGGAUUGAUUCAGGAGCAGAACCUGUAACACAUGAUAACAAAGAAAAUAAAGACAAUGUGAAUGGGGAUGUUAGUACAGUUGAAGACCAUCCUGCUAACAAAUCUCAACCACCAGUUGCAACAAUUGCCCCCAUAAGCUUUUCCCAGAAGUUCAAUAAUGAAGGCAAGAAACAAUCUUUGAAUGAUAAGAAACUGAAGAAAGAUUUGAGAAAAUCUGUUUUCCAAAUGGAUGAUAUAUCACCAGAUGUUAGAGGGGUUCCAGUGAAUCAUGCUAGAAGUAAAGAUGUGCGAAAGUCUGUUUUCCAAAUGGAUGACAUAUCACCAGAUGUAAGGGGAGUACCAGUAAAGCAUGUUAAAAGUAAGGAUGUGAGAAAGUCUGUUUUCAAAGUUGAUGACCUUUCUUCAGACUUCUUUGAUGACUCGUUUGAUACAUCUGUCUUUGUUACCAAUGAUCCACCAAAGACAAAAAGUUCCACCCCAAAAAACAGUCAUUCUUUAAAACACAAUACCAGUACACCAAUGUUGUCAGCACGAAGGAAGGUACAGUGUGUCGCACCAUUCAGACCAGAUGAGGGUACACCCAUUGGUAAAACUGGUGGAGAUAAUUUCGUUGUUACUCCUCCUUUCACAGCUGAUCAUCUUAAUAAAGUACCACAAGUCACUGAUGGCUUUCAUGAUGAAACUGAGGCUUCUAGGCAUGACAGUAAUGAUAUGAGUGUCAAUGUGUCUAGUCACUCGAGUAACAAAAGUGGAAGUGUAACACGGAACGACACUAGUGUUAGUAAAGAAGCAUCUGAUAAUGAUGAUAGUUUGAUCGUUGUAAGGAAAAAGAAAAAUGUUCAUAUUUUGGAAUCUCCUGCUAGUCAAGCAUUUAGCGUACAUGAUACAUCAGACAUUGUUCGACCAAAGAGCAGAAAAGCUCUGAUCCUCAGUGGUGAUGAUGAUGAUGCUGAUGACUUUAAUGACUCAUUCAUGAUGACACAGAAUAAAUACAUCCCUGCAAAGAAAAGAAAAACCAUUGAUACACACAUGGUAGAUUUGGAUGAUGAUUUUGAGAUCACUAGAAAUGAAUCACAUGGAAAAUCAGUCAAAAGUAAUUCCACAUCAGCUUUUGAAAUGCUUGAAGAUGAUGAUGAUUUUGAAGAGAGUUUUAUACAGCCGAGAGGAAAAGAAAUACUAAAAGGAAAUCAAACUAGCAGAGUUCAACAACAGACAACAAAAGUGAACAGAAGGCCUCUUCCAACUAUCAAACACAAAAAGCGUCGGGCGGCCAACCCGUUUCUUGAAGAGGAGGCAGAGCUUAGCGAAGAAGAUGGGGAGAUGGAUGGCGUGUCUAGUGAUGAGGCGGAGGGCAGUGACCUUGAUACAUAUGACAAUAGCUUUAUACACGAUUCCCAGAUGUCUCAGGUGUCUCAAGCUAACAACACAGACAUACACGCCCUCUAUCUUAAGAGUGUGAGAAGCCCUGUAGGUGGUGAAGGAAAGUUCAAGCUGCAGUACAACCACCGUAACGUAGACGUGUUUUCCCAGGCUCCGCCCCAGGAAGAGUCUCACUACAUGGAGGAUUCCUUCUGCGUUGACGAGGAAUGUGACGAUGAGUGGAUGCUCAGAGAGGAGGAGGAAGAGAGUAGUGGAGAGGAGCCAAGGGAGGUAACCUUACUGCAUGGAGACAACUCUGUGUUACAUACUGGUCGUAGGAAGAGAAGGGCAGGGGGAGUAACUUCGUUUAUGACCAGCAGGCAGAGAGAGAUACAAGUCGGCCGAAUGAACGCUCUGGAUAAGAUCAGAGCUAAAGUCGCUGGAAAAACAGAUCGAAAGAUGAGGUUGGAUUCGGUCGAGGAGGUUGAAGGGGUAAAAGAAACAGAGGCAGUGGAACAGGUGAAUAAGCAUUGGAAGAGGAAUAGGAGGCUAGAAGGAAGAGUAGAAAAGAAAAUAGAAGGAAAGAAAAGCCGGAUACAGAGGCUUAAUGAUUCUUCCAGUGAGGAGGAAAAUGAAUUUCUGGAUAAAUCUGAGCACAGUGUAAAGAAGGGGCCAGGUCAGAUGCUGGGAAAAGGGGUAAAGAGAGCUCGGAUUCUGCUGAGCAGCGAUAGUGAGAAUGAUGAUGACGGUGUGGGUGGAUUGAAGAUGUUUAAAAUGGAUGGUAAUGUGAACUCAGAUGUGAGUGCUGCUGAAUCUGCUAGGCUCGAAAGACUGAGAAAACAAAGAGAAAAGCAAGAAGAAUUUAGAAAAAAGCUGAAACAGUCGGAGGACAGUAAACUUACCAAGCUAAAAGAUAAACAAAGUACACAAAGUUUUGAAGAAAACAAUGCAAGUAGAAGUGAUUCAGAAUUUGCAAAACCAAAAGCUGUUAAUGAUAAUAAUGAUGUUGAAGUGAUAAUGAAUAUUUCUAGUAAUCAAAGGCUGAAUAAUAAACCUGUGAUCUUAGUAGACUCACGAGAGAUAAGCAGUUCCCAAGACAUUAUAUCAGAUUUGAGAUUUAAACAUGAUGCAUGUGUGACUGCAGCCCAGUUGCAAGGAUGUGAUUAUAUUGUCAGCAACAGAAUGGCAAUUGAAAGAAAAUCGUGGUCGGAAUUCAGCAACGGGGCGAACCGGGCUAAACUCGUAGAAAGAAUGCAACAUCUGAGUGUGUUAUUUGAUCGGCCUUGCUUGAUUAUUGAGAAAGACAGGGUUAAACCGGGUGAAGAAAAAUCUGCCAAGCAAAUUCAUUGGACAAAAUAUGUGGACAGAACCUUGUCUCAGCUUUAUAGAUCUGAUGUCAGAGUGCUUUUUACUGAAAAUUGUGGCGAAACGGGACAGAUGUUGGCGGAUUUGUGUAGACUUGAGAUGCGGAAAAAUAUGAGAAUAUCAGUACCUCUUGAUCUUAAUCAGGACCAGACAAAUAAAGUUAAGUUUUUCUUGUCCCUUCCAAAGAUUAGUUACAUCCAUGCCUUAAAUUUAUGCCAUGGAUAUAAGUCAGUGUCAGACUUUCUCGCUAGUACAGCCUCCACUAUUGAACAGCGAGGUAAAAUGUCCACAAAUCGGGCCAUUGAGGUGUACAACUUUGUCCAUCGAGAGUUUGAUGUCAAUAUGUUGCCGGUCAACUAUAAGUAAUAGGAUUUAUUAAGUUUUGUAUGCUUUCUAGUCGAUUUAUCUGUCAUAAUGUGCGUAUUUAUGAUGACUAUGACAAUGCUCGGAAAUAUCUUGCAAUCUUGAUGAAAGAUAGAUAUUGUGCAAGUUUCACUACUUGUUUGUAUUUUUACGCUGUUAUGUGUGAAAAUAAGUUGAAUAGAAAUGCUAAAAAUAUUCUUUGACAACUAGUGUUGUCAUUUUUAGCUUGUCUGUUUUUUCAAAGUUAAAAAGUCCUAGUUUUGUCAUAGCCAUUGGUUGUAGGUGUGACUGCUUCGUGCUUGGCCAUAUUUUAAAAAAAAACAUUGAAGGUAUUCUAAUGAAACUUGGAUCACGUGUUGUCAGAGACAAAAGCCCAAUAUUUAGCAAUGCCCAUUACUCUGGAUUAAAUAAUUGUUGAAUUAUGCCCCUUGUUAAAGUGAAAUAACAGAAGAGCAUUUGCGUUUGCCAAUUGUCUCUUGGGCUCUUGCCUUAUUCACUGUGUGCGAAUGGACACCGGAUAUAGCUCAAAAAGUGAUCAAUCGAUAAGCGUUUGGUUUUGAGACAUGGACAGUUUUCUAUCAUUUUUUUGUAUUUUAUGGUGAUAUAUUUAACAAAAUCGACGAGUUUUGAAUUACUUGAUACUGUGCAAUAUACGACUAUGAUGGAAAUGUGUCUCCUCUUUUGUAUAAUAGUCCAAUUCUCGCCGAAAGUUGCAUGAUCGCUCACAAAUGUUCAU
Messenger RNA from Mya arenaria, 9366 nucleotides. Its product is annotated as Fanconi anemia group M protein-like. Gene Ontology annotation, molecular function: ATP binding; nuclease activity; 3'-5' DNA helicase activity. The coding region runs from base 72 to 8633 and encodes 2853 amino acids. Gene Ontology annotation, biological process: interstrand cross-link repair; replication fork reversal; double-strand break repair via synthesis-dependent strand annealing. Lineage: Eukaryota; Metazoa; Mollusca; Bivalvia; Myida; Myidae. The record is from RefSeq and is a predicted model, not a curated record. The transcript is spliced from 18 exons.